This is a messenger RNA of Stegostoma tigrinum, 1401 nucleotides long. Its product is annotated as probable G-protein coupled receptor 139. The transcript is spliced from 3 exons. Lineage: Eukaryota; Metazoa; Chordata; Chondrichthyes; Orectolobiformes; Stegostomatidae. Gene Ontology annotation, biological process: G protein-coupled receptor signaling pathway. The record is from RefSeq and is a predicted model, not a curated record. Bases 1 to 1401 code for a protein of 466 amino acids. Gene Ontology annotation, molecular function: G protein-coupled receptor activity. Gene Ontology annotation, cellular component: membrane.
AUGGAUCAGAAUCUGAGUGCAGCCCAAUGGACUGGUACAGCAACACACCAGGUUCUGAGCAAAGGAGCUUGGAACGUUUCAUCAAGUGUUCAGGAUCUCGGUACAAAAAAAUGCAAUGCGACACCAACCAGUAGAGAUUUAUCCUGGACUAUUCACUUUCUUUCUCUGUUUUACAAUCGGAUAUCAGUAGCCUGGCGGAUCCAAUAUAUACAUUAUAUUGUUCAAUGCUUCUACGAUCCUACCCUUGCAAUUGUUGGUGUUCCACUGAACUUUGUGACAAUUCUGAUUCUGUCCCGUGGGAAGUGUGAUCUGUCCAAAUGUGUCACUCUCUACCUGGUGGCUAUGGCAGUUGCGGACCUACUGGUUAUUAUCUUCGAUCUCAUCUUCAGACACAUUCCAAUUGUUUACCGUGAUGAGUUCCAUUUCUUGUUUUCUAUCCCCAUGUGCAAUAUCCACGCUGUCGUGCUUUAUGCAGCCACUGACUGUUCUGUUUGGUUCACCGUCAGUUUCACCUUCGAUCGCCUUAUUGCCAUUUGCUGUCAGAAGCUGAAAAGCAAAUACUGCACUGAACGAACAGCCGCUAUGGCUCUGGGAACGGUGACUGCUUUGAGCUGCAUGAAGAACAUUUCCUGGUAUUUCAUGCUAAUGGGUAACUAUUAUCAGAUCAACUUACCCUGGUUUUGUCUCUUAAGGAAAAAUGUUUUAAAGUCUGUGCUCUGGGUGACGAUUGAAUUUUUACAUCAUAUAUUAACACCGUGCUGCCCUUUCAUCUUGAUUUUGUUGUUCAAUGCAAUAACUGUGAAAAAUAUUUUAUUGACAAGCAGAGCCCGUAGAAGACUGCAUGCUUCUCGUAGUGGCAGAGAUCCAGAGAUGGAGAAUCGGAGGAAAUCCAUCAAUUUACUCUUCAUUCUCUCAGCUAAUUUCAUUAUCUUAUGGUCAACCUUAAUGGUGUUUUCUAUUUGGUAUCGGAUGUUUUCUUUGGGGUAUUAUUCUGUAUCAUUGCUUCCUUUUGUGCUUGAGUUGGGAUUCAUGCUUCAGCUCCGGAGUUGCUGUACGAACACUGGUAUUUAUGCUGUAACUCAGACAAAAUUCAGAAAGAAUUUGGUGAAUGUCGUAAAAUUCCCCUUUACUGCAAUCAUUAAAUCAAUUUGGUACUUCCAACAGAAAGCCUUAAACAAUGCCAGUGAGAAUUACAACUUAAGCUCGGAAAGGAGAGAGCUGGCAAUUCAUUCCUUCCAGGCCCAUCUCCAAGGUCGAUACCAGUGUGCCGUGCUCAACAGGGGUCCCGGUUGCAUGAUAUUUAAUGUGACCAGUAAUUCCAUCAACCUCAUGGUGCCAGGUUACCCGUUCUUCAUCAUUGAUCUGUGCUUAUUCUUCACUGGGCUCUGGCUGAAGACUUGA